AUGCGAUUCAUAGCGGUGUCGCAUCUGGCGCUGGCUGGCGCCGUCUGGGCGGAGACUCUGCCCGGCGGCGAGACAGCUGCCCGGUCCUUUCUGGCCGUCAACACGACGAAUGGCCCCGUGAUUGGCCAUGCCGCGAGUAACUCGCCAAACGUUGUCGAGUACCUGGGCAUUCCAUACGCCAAGCCACCGGUGGGAGACCUGCGCUUUGCGCCUCCGGAGCGCUUCAGAGACAACAAGCCGCAUGAGGCGGCGCAUUUUGGCUACGACUGCCCGCUGACGCCCUCGCCGCCCGUCGACUAUCCCGAUUUCACGCCACAGGCCCCGCGGAUUCUUUCGUAUUUUGCCUCGGGCGCAGGGACUAACAAGAGCGAAGACUGCUUGACGCUCAACAUCUGGGCCAAGACAACGGCCGCUUCCCAGCAGUCUCGGAAGCCAGUCAUUGUCUUUUUCUACGGUGGCCGGUUUGCCAUCGGAAAUACCAAUAGCCCGUUUUACAAUGCAAAGUACUUUGCGGACGCGCAAGAUGCGAUAUUCGUCACCGUCAAUUACCGUAUCAACAUUUUCGGCUUUCCAGGCUUUCCAGGCAAGCCUCAGAAUGCUGGAUUGCGCGACCAACGCGCGGCGGUCGAAUGGCUUCACGACAAUAUCCACGCCUUUGGUGGAGAUGCAAGCAAGAUUACUAUCACCGGUCAGUCAUCGGGUGGUGUUUCGGUCGACUACUGGACGUAUGCGUACCAAGAGCGGCCGCUCAUCAACGGCGUGAUUGCAACCUCUGGCAACGCAUUCAGCUUCCCAGUGCAGCCCAAAGGCACCCCAUUGGAAAGCUUCACGCAGGUGGCCAAGACACUGGGGUGUUGCAGCAAGAAGAAUGUGUAUGAGUGUGUGAAAAAGGCCGACUGGCGCCAGGUUGAAGCAGCAGCGGCCGCGGUCAAGCCUGGCAAGAGCAGCAGCCCCUUGCGCUCGGUGCCACCGUUUUAUCCCAUCCCGGAUGGCGAGAUUGUGUUUUCCGACUACGUCACGCGCACCAAGAAGGGCCAGUUUGCCAGGGUCCCUCUGUUCUCGGGCAACAACAACAACGAGGCCGGUUACUACAAGAUCCCGGCCUACAGCAAGGGUGUCUUGCCCACGCAGGCACAGGUCGACUCGUUUCACCUCGAGUCCUUUACGUGCCCGAUAGCGUACCAGGCGAACGCACGCGAGAAGCACGACGUGCCGGCCUGGGUCUGGCGCUACUUUGGUGACUGGGACAACACACGGUUGUACCCGACCAGCGGCCCAUAUCACGGCACGGACCUGCACAUGAUUUACGGCGCUUCUGGCGAUGUCAGCGGCAUCCCGCCAGCAGCGGACCAGGAGGAACUGACAAAGGUCAUGCAGCGUGCCUGGUAUGCAUUCAGCGACGACCCCUGGCAUGGCUUGACCAACACGAUGGGCUGGCCGAGAUACGGCGAGGAUCAGGAGAGUGUCAUUGUGUUUGGAAAGGACAAUAGCCCGGAACCUGUCCUUGUCGAGCCAUCAGAGUUCAACGCACCAUGCUCUACGAUUGUUUUGGGCGCAUUAAGCACACAAACCUCCUGA
This is a messenger RNA of Akanthomyces muscarius, 1578 nucleotides long. RefSeq lists its product as uncharacterized. The record is from RefSeq and is a predicted model, not a curated record. The coding region runs from base 1 to 1578 and encodes 525 amino acids. The transcript is spliced from 2 exons. Lineage: Eukaryota; Fungi; Ascomycota; Sordariomycetes; Hypocreales; Cordycipitaceae.